UCCAAAAAUUCCAAAUCUUUGGAGAAGAAGACUAUUCAGCUUGAGCCAACUUAGUAUCCAAAUCUCCUGAAAUAAUAUGGAACAUCAAGGAUUAAGCGCUUAUAUGAGGAGAAUCCUCCUUCUGAUAAACUGUUUGAUUCUUGCUGUUGGUAUUUGUGGUGGUCCUCUAAUGAUGCGUUUAUAUUAUGUCGAGGGAGGCUCAAGAAUAUGGCUUAGCAGUUGGUUACAAACUGGUGGAUGGCCACUCACCCUUGUACCUCUUGCACUUCUAUACUUGUAUCGUCGAAAAAUCAAGGGCCCUGAUGCCAAGUUUUACUUUAUAACACCCCGAAUUUUCAUUGCAUCAUUCAUCAUUGGCAUUGCCACUGGAGUUGAUGAUUUUCUCUAUUCUUGGGGCGGGUCAAAACUCCCUGUGUCAACCUCUUCACUUCUUCUCGCCGCUCAACUUGCCUUCACGGCAAUAGGUGCUUUCUUCAUAGUGAAGCUAAAGUUCUCACCCUACUCUACUAAUGCAGUGGUUCUAUUGACAGUUGGUGCUAUUUUAUUAGGUAUUCGGGCUAAUGGUGAUCGGCCAGAAGGUGUGACAAGUAAAGCCUAUAUUCUUGGGUUUAUUAUGACACUUUUGGCCGCAGCUUUAUAUGGAGUCAUUUUGCCUUGUAUUGAGCUGAUGUACUUGAAGGCAAAGCAAGCCAUUACUGCUACGUUAGUGCUGGAGAUCCAGAUGGUCAUGUGUUUUGCUGCUACUGCAUUUUGCACCGUAGGAAUGAUAGCUAAUAAGGAUUUUCAGGCAAUGUCAAGGGAGGCAAAACAAUUUAACUUAGGAGAAGCGAGAUAUUAUACAGUGAUUGUAUGGACUGCCAUUAUUUGGCAAUGCUUCUUUGUGGGUGUUAUUGGAGUUAUUUACUGCUCUUCUUCUUUGAUGUCUGGUGUUAUGAUAGCAGUUCUACUCCCUGUUACUGAGGUAUUAGCUGUAAUUUUUUUCAACGAAAAGUUUUCAGGUGAAAAGGGACUUGCUUUGUUCCUUUCUCUUUGGGGUUUCGUCUCAUACUUCUAUGGAGAGUUCAGACAAACAAAGAAGCAAAAGAAUAAGAGUUCAGAAACUGAGAUCAUGGCAACGACGCAUACUGAAUCUGUUUGAUUUAUUAUUCAUAGUUGUAGGGUAAAGACUUAAGUUAUUUUUUUGCAUAAAAUACGUAUGCUGUUUUCCUUUUAAAACUACUUUAUUUCAAGUUAGUUUAAAUACUUGUCUCCUGUCUCCUUUAUUUGAAACUUUUGAUGUUGCUCUUAAAUAUGUACUACAGUACUUAAAAGA
Nicotiana tabacum (common tobacco) is the source of this 1312-nucleotide messenger RNA. Its product is annotated as purine permease 3-like. Gene Ontology annotation, molecular function: purine nucleoside transmembrane transporter activity. The record is from RefSeq and is a predicted model, not a curated record. NCBI's taxonomy places the organism in Eukaryota, Viridiplantae, Streptophyta, Magnoliopsida, Solanales, Solanaceae. Gene Ontology annotation, cellular component: membrane.